Manihot esculenta (cassava) is the source of this 2578-nucleotide messenger RNA. RefSeq names its product fimbrin-5. The coding region runs from base 176 to 2167 and encodes 663 amino acids. Lineage: Eukaryota; Viridiplantae; Streptophyta; Magnoliopsida; Malpighiales; Euphorbiaceae. The record is from RefSeq and is a predicted model, not a curated record. The transcript has 15 exons. Gene Ontology annotation, molecular function: actin filament binding. Gene Ontology annotation, cellular component: actin filament; cytoplasm; actin filament bundle. Gene Ontology annotation, biological process: actin filament network formation; actin filament bundle assembly.
GCGGGUCUUAGAGGCAACACGCUUUUCACUCCUUGUCAUUCAAUCCAUUCCUCCAUUUUAUAUCUCCAGAUUUUCACUUUCUCUUCUCUCUUUCUUUCUUUCUCUCGAAAACGAAUCCAAAUUAUGAACAAUUUCUGAAUUUCUAUUGAGGUAAUUUGCUCGAAAGAAGACAAAGAUGUCUACUUUUGUGGGAGUACUUGUAUCUGAUCCAUGGCUUCAAAGCCAAUUCACCCAAGUCGAGCUACGUACCCUUAAAUCCAAUUAUGUAGCUAUAGGGACUCAAACAGGUCAUGUCACAGUUGGGGAGCUGCCUCCUGUUUUUGUAAAAUUGAAGGGUUUCUCAGAGGUUUUUAAUGCGGAUGAGAUUAAGACUAUAUUGGGGGAGUCUUAUUCAAACCCAAACGAAGAACUUGAUUUUGAAACCUUCCUCCGAGCGUAUUUGAAUGUGCAAGCACGAGUACCUGCAAAAGCAGGUGGAAGAAAACUGAAAUCUUCUUGUUCAUUUCUCAAAGCAUCAACAACAACUUUUCACCAUAACAUUAAUGAAUCUGAGAAGGCUUCUUAUGUUACACACAUUAAUAACUAUUUGGGAGAAGAUCCAUUCUUAAGUAAAUAUCUUCCAGUAGAUGCGGCUACAAAUGCUUUAUUUGAUCUUGUGAAAGAUGGAGUUCUUCUUUGCAAGCUUAUCAAUGUGGCUGUUCCUGGGACCAUAGAUGAGCGAGCUAUUAACAAAAAAAAAGUCCUUAACCCAUGGGAAAGAAAUGAGAAUCACACCCUCUGCCUUAAUUCUUCAAAGGCUAUUGGAUGCACUGUUGUUAAUAUUGGAACGCAAGACCUUGUUGAAGCCAGACCUCAUUUGGUACUUGGACUGAUUUCCCAAAUCAUUAAGAUUCAACUGUUAGCAGAUCUUGAUUUAAAGAAAACACCUGAACUUGUGGGAUUGGUGGAUAACAGCAAGGAGGUAGAGGAGCUCAUGGGUUUAGCACCUGAAAAAUUGUUGCUGAAAUGGAUGAAUUUUCAUCUGAAGAAAGCUGGUUAUGGUAAACAGGUUACAAACUUCUCUUCUGAUGUGAAGGAUGGAGAGGCCUAUGUUUACCUGCUUAAAACUCUAGCACCAGAACUCAAUACCUCUGAUGACGUGGCUUCUAGUGAUCCCAAGCAGAGAGCAAACAUAGUGCUUGAGCAAGCAGAGAAACUUGAUUGUAAAAGAUAUCUUACUGCUAACGAUAUUGUUGAGGGCUCCCCAAAUCUUAAUCUUGCAUUUGUGGCUCAUAUAUUUCAGCACAGGAAUGGAUUGACAGCUGACGCUAAAAAGAAGUCAUUUGCUGAGAUGAUGGAGGAUGAUACUCAAACAUCUCGAGAGGAGAGAUGCUUCCGACUUUGGAUUAAUAGUCUUGGAAUUGUUACUUAUGUUAAUAACGUUUUUGAGGAUGUCAGAAAUGGAUGGGUUCUUUUAGAAGUGCUGGACAAAGUUUCACCUGGCUCAGUUAACUGGAAGCAGACAACUAAGCCUCCUAUAAAGAUGCCAUUUAGAAAAGUUGAAAAUUGCAACCAAGCAGUACAAAUAGGGAAAGAAUUGCUUUUCUCCCUAGUGAAUGUUGCUGGGAAUGACAUUGUUCAAGGAAAUAAGAAGCUUAUAUUAGCAUUUUUAUGGCAAUUAAUGAGGUUUACCAUGCUUCAGCUUCUCCAAAACUUGAGAUCUCACUCCUCUCACUCUGAAGAAAUCACAGAUAAUGACAUUUUAAACUGGGCGAACAACAAAGUGAAGAAAGUAGGUAAAACAUCUCAAAUGGAGAACUUCAAGGACAAGAGCCUUUCAAAUGGAAUUUUCUUUCUUGAUCUUCUUAGUGCUGUGGAGCCAAGGGUAGUUAAUUGGACAGUUGUUACAAAGGGAGAAAAUGAUGAGGAUAAAAAGAUGAAUGCUACUUAUAUAAUUAGUGUUGCUCGGAAACUUGGAUGCUCCAUUUUCUUACUACCUGAGGAUAUCAUGGAGGUAAACCAGAAGAUGAUACUUGUUUUGACUGCAAGCAUAAUGUAUUGGAGCCUGCAGCAUCAAACUGUAGAAUCAGAAUCAUCUGUUGUUGCUGAAGACAUCAUAGAGACAUCAUCUAUAGAAGGGGAUGUUACUAUGGAUGAUGCUGCUUCCGACGCUGGUUCCGAUUCUUAGGUUCGCAAUGCAGCAGUUUAGUACUCAUAUAAGUAGAAUCUGGUUGAAGUUAACAGAUAAUUACCCAGAAAGAAGCUUUAUCUAUAACGUGCCCAUAAAACCACAGAAGAAAAAAAGUAAUGUAUAUUAUCAUUUUAUAAGCAGAACUUGAUGCUCUUUGGCUUAUUUUUUGACAGAAAAUUGCAUUCAUUGUGCUGAAUAAUUUGAUGGGGAGAGCUUUUUAUGUUCAUUCUUUGUUAGAGCUUUUUAUGUUCAUUCUUUGUUGAUGAAAGGAAGGUGUUGAUAGAUGUCAGACAAAAACUUGGCUGCCAUGGCAGGAUGAUGCGUUUGCUUCAAUACUUGUCUUGCUGAUUGGAUCAAUAAAGGCAUUUCUGUAAUCAGUUCAACCAUUGAUGUAUUUUCAUUUUUCAU